Symbiodinium natans is the source of this 1602-nucleotide messenger RNA. The record is from the annotation of a GenBank genome assembly. NCBI's taxonomy places the organism in Eukaryota, Dinophyceae, Suessiales, Symbiodiniaceae.
AUGCAGAUGCUUCGCCUUCUGGCGAAUGUCCUGGGCGUGAGUUAUGCCCUGACAGUGGACAAAGAUGGAGCGCCCGACGCAAUACCCGCUGGAAUGAUGCUGCCUCCGAGUGGUGGAGUCUUCUGCCGAGGAAGCGGUUGCCCAUAUAGCGAGGUGGGUGUUGUUGGUGGACAGCAGAUCAUGGGCCACACCCAGACAGAGCAGGGGGUGGAGGAGCAAGCGAGGGCAGCCUUGGCCAUGGGUAUGGAUGCACUCCUCGCUAGAAAGGAGUUCUGCCGAGGCAUGAGCUGUGUGGAUGGAAUGGGCAAGCCCGUAGAUCGCACGAAGGCCGCCUUUGCUGCGCAGUGCAGCCACUUCUUCAAGGAUGGCCUGGAAGGCCACGACGAGUAUCGCACGGUCAAACAGGUCUACGACAGCUUUGGGAGCAUCUGUGGGCCCAGGGUGGGCAACGCGGAAAUGCCGCUGUGUCGGGCGUACGGCGAUGUUUUUGCAGCUGCCUUGGCGCCGCAACUGGAUGCCAUCACAGUGGGCAGCGCAGACGCGAUAUGCAACAGCAUGUUCGACUUCCUCUUAGAGGUCAAGCAGGCGCAGAUCGACCUGCAGCUCUUUGAGGGCUCCUUGGACCACUUGGAUGAAGCAGGGCCCCAGUCUGCACGUGGACGUAGGUGGUCGAAGUUUGUUGAGAUGAGCACCCCGAAGCCGCUCAACGAGACGCAUGGCAACUUGCUGUCCAGCCUCCAGGUCCGAGCUGAUGAGGAGUCCAAGUAUGACAUCACCAUGCCGUCCUGGGAUGGAGCCCUGAAGGCCACUCGAGUGCCAAGCCUUCUCUUCGAUCAUUGCGAAUCAGAGAUGAAGGAGAUCAUGCUGGAUGCGCCACAGACGUCGGGACGCGUAGCAAAGCUCGCGGUAGAUUGGUGCAACUUCCAGCAGCUUCGUGGAGGAGGCCGCUCCGACUGGUCAGAGCGCACGUGCAGCGGUAUUGGCAAGCUUUUUGGGCUGGCCUUGCGCAACAUCCCAGACCCUCCACCACCAGACCAACCACCGAUGGUCUUGGCUGGGGCAUUGCCCAAGCCAGCUUUCGGUCAAUUGUCGCCGACCAUGCCGCCGACAUACACGAUGAUGCCGACCAUCCCCGACCCACCGAAAUGGGGGGAGCCUCCGACAUCGGGGCCGGUCCCCGCAAAGAUGACGAAGGAGCAGAUGCAGAGGAUGCUGGAUCCUGUCCAGCGCUUCCUCCUACGUCCGGACCAGGUUUGCCAGCAGCUGUUCGUGGCGAUUGGGGCGACCAACCGGGUGGAAGGCUUGCUGCGCAACUCCUUCAAGACAUCCUUUCGCGUGCCUUCGGCGGGCAUGGCUCUGCCGACAAAGGAUGACCUCAUGCUCCAAGCCAUGCAGCAGGCGGCAGAUUUCCGCAAGUCCGCGACCCAGCGGAAAGAGGCAGAGGCUGUCAAGGUCCAGGCAGACUUGAAAGAGGCAGCGGCAGACCUGACGAAGCCAGCCCGGGAGCCAGAUUCAACCUUGGAGCUGAGCUCGUUGCCUCAUUCCUCGGACUACAAUCCGAAGGUCACUGCUAGCGCGAGCUUCCUCCGCACGCAUCGUUAG